This is a messenger RNA of Marchantia polymorpha subsp. ruderalis, 2515 nucleotides long. The record is from the annotation of a GenBank genome assembly. Lineage: Eukaryota; Viridiplantae; Streptophyta; Marchantiopsida; Marchantiales; Marchantiaceae.
CCCUGGCCUGGCCUUCCGAAGCCAAGGGAGUCUCCGCGGAGGGACGGAGCGAACGAGGUUGGGGUGGGCAGGGCCGGGCCGGGUCGGGCGGGGCUCGGUUUGGCUGGGCUGGAUUUGUUGUGUUGGGUUCGAGGCUGUGUCGGAUUCUGACUGUUGAUUGCGGGAGGAGUGAGUAGAAAGAACAAGGAAGAUGGUGGCACGCUUGUGAAUGUCGAUAGUCUCGGACUGCUGAUCGACUCGCCCGAGGAUUGGCCUCGUGCAUUACCCGCCCGCGGCCCCGCCCCCGCCCUCAGCCGUUCGGGUCGUAACGAAGGGUGCUUCCAAGACAGGUGUGGCGCUGGUCCCCGGGGAGGGUCAAUUUGCGAUCUCCUUCCGCUGAGGGAAGGGAUCUUUGAGUCGGAGCCCCGAAAAACAAAAAGUAGCGCAUCGUUCCCUUGCCCCGGCUGGAAGGGAUCAUCAUCUUGGAGCGCUGGAGCGACGAGCUUGCUGUUUGGAAGCGGACAGGUUGGCUGCGUAGGUCAUUCCUGGUUGGGAGUUUUACAUGGUUGGAAAAUCUUUUAUGUCGACAACUAUCCUUCCCUGCUAGAGUGGGUCAGGGAGCAGUCAUCGGAUUCGUGUUCUGAGAUGGCAGGAGCCGCUGCAACCUCUCAACCAGCUUGCUUGCAAGGACUUGCUGUGCAUUCUCGUGUACCCACAUCCCUCGGCAGGGCGCCAUGUCGGGUGUUUUUCCAGUACAUUGAGACACCAGGCCAAAGGCGCAUGUCGUCGUCCACCGGAUUGGACGUUGUGAGAUGUUCGACGUCCAGCACCACCGAGGAGACCAAUGCUGCACGAAAUUCCUCAGCUCGAACUACUCGGAGGGUCGUCGGAAGAGGUUCAAAAUUAAUAGGUUCUGGAUCGGCAGUUCCAAAGCAUGUCAUAUCGAAUGAUGAACUUUCGAAGUUUGUGGAAACCAGUGAUGAAUGGAUCAGGGUGCGCACCGGCAUUCAGAGUCGUCGUGUUAUCACAGGGGAUGAGACAGUUACAAGCUUAUCUGUGGAGUCAGCCAGGAAAGCACUUGAAAUGGCAAACGUAAAACCUGAGGAUGUUGACUUGAUCCUGCUCUGUACCUCUACGCCAGAUGAUCUUUUUGGUAGUGCUCCUCAGGUGCAAAAGGAACUCGGAUGCACAAAAGCUCUGGCCUUCGAUUUGACAGCGGCUUGCAGUGGCUUCGUGUUGGGUCUCGUCACUGCGACUCGCUUCAUCAAGGGUGGAGGCUACGAAAAUGUCCUUGUCAUUGGUGCAGAUGCGUUAUCCAGAUACGUAAAUUGGACAGACAGGGGCACUUGCAUCCUGUUUGGGGAUGCAUCGGGUGCCCUACUUCUGCAGGCUGCCGAUGACGAUCAGGAUAGUCUUCUCGGAUUUGACUUGCAUAGCGAUGGAAAUGGAGACAAGCACUUGCAUGUGCGACUAGAUUCGGCCGAGCCGAAGUCUGGAUUACAAAAUGGUGCAACCAAUGGUCACGCAACUCUUCCCUCAAGAGCAAAUUACACAUGCCUUGAAAUGAAUGGAAAGGAAGUUUUCCGCUUUGCCGUGAAGUGUGUUCCAUUGGUUGUCGAAGCUGCUCUUCAAGAAGCAGGUCUCACGGGAAAUAAUCUUGACUGGUUGUUACUUCAUCAGGCUAAUCAGAGGAUCCUGGACUCAGUCUCAGAGCGCUUGAACAUACCAGCAGACAAGGUAAUUAGCAAUUUAGCUAACUACGGGAAUACAAGUGCGGCCUCAAUACCUCUUGCUUUGGACGAAGCCGUUCGAAGUGGACAAGUGCAACCCGGCCACAUUGUGGGCACCGCCGGAUUUGGAGCCGGUCUGACUUGGGGAUCUGCUAUAGUGAGGUGGGGUUAAAGGAUGCUGGUCUCGACAUGAUUACCACCACUUCGAUCACAAGUGGAACACCAGCUUUGAGUUCUGAGGGGCCCAUGUACUGAUGUAUGCUUAAUGAAGAUUUUCCAUGCUUCUUGUGCUGACUCCUGUCUUAAUGAGUGCUCUAAGUACUCCUUAGCAACACUUUUUGUCAGGAUAAGUGAGGUUGUUCUUCAGAGACGACUCUGGAUUCAAUUCGACAAUCAAGGAAAGGGAUAGAGGACUUUGGUCGACAAGAAAAUUACUUACUGCUUAAAAAAGCAGUAGAAGGCAAAAUUGCAUGCCCUUUUUUUAGAAUUUUUUCUUAGGCGAGAUAUACAUUUGCAUUGGGUGCAAAAGCGCAGCUCAUAGUGGCCAUUAAGUCCUGUUCCUAGCACUGUUCACUUGCUAGAUGCUCUAGCGCAAUGUACAUGAGCUUGAACUGGACCUUUUUUCCUCACAGGUUCUGUUGGACUCAUGUGCAUGGGAAAGUUUUAUAGGACGGGGUUGUUAUCCGCAAGCAUGUAUUUCUCUGUAAUCAUAGUUCAUUAAUUGCUGGGCAUCUUUAGAGACGGGGCCUCUUAUUGUUGACCAAGUGCAACUUUGAUUGUAAUUUAGAGUGAUUGCAUUCAUCUGG